Molecule: messenger RNA, 1685 nt
Organism: Striga asiatica
Lineage: Eukaryota; Viridiplantae; Streptophyta; Magnoliopsida; Lamiales; Orobanchaceae
Source: the annotation of a GenBank genome assembly
AAUCACACUGGUUUGCUGCAUAAUUCCAGCAGACCGUGACUAUCUGUGUGCACGAAGAACAUUUAACGCGGCAAAAUCGCCAUUGAUGAAUCCUCUUUCUCUCUCCCACUCCCAGUCCCUCUGAUUUGCUCGACAAUUUAUCAAGCUACCCGAGUUGAAAAUCUGACGAGAGAAGGUGGAACACGAACUAAUGAGUUGAUCAAUGGCGAAGGCAAAACCUAGGACAAUCAGGUUUGUUUUGGUGAUUGUGGGGCUUUUGGGAUUGUUUCUCAUUGCAGAUCUUCUAUGGGCUUCAUCAUCUUCUUCUCCUGCCAAUUGGGCUCUCGGAGAUCCCAAAAAUUUUGUGGUUCCAAAACCUUUUCACAGCAGUAAUGGCUCGCUUGUCGCGCCAGACAAGGUGACGCCUAAUCGAGAUAAGCAAGAUGCUGUUCCCAGGGUUUUAUCGGCAACAUUUGCUGAUUUGCCAGCUCCCCAGUUGCAAUGGGAGAAGAUGAAUCCAGCACCUGUUCCUCGUCUGGAUGGUGCUGCUAUACAGAUCAAGAAUCUUCUCUACGUUUUUGCUGGAUAUGGAACCAUUGAUACUGUGCAUUCUCAUGUUGAUGUAUACAAUUUCACCGAUAACACCUGGAGUGGAAGGUUUGACAUGCCGAAAGAAAUGGCCCAUUCGCAUUUAGGCAUGGUGACAGAUGGAAGAUAUAUUUACGUGGUUACUGGACAGUAUGGUCCUCAAUGUAGAGGGCCUACAGCACACACAUUCGUACUAGACACUGUGACACGUAAGUGGAAAUACCUGCCACCUUUACCAGUCCCAAGAUAUGCCCCGGCCACCCAGCUUUGGAGAGGCCGACUUCAUGUAAUGGGUGGUAGCAAAGAGAACAGGUAUACGCCUGCAUUGGAACACUGGAGUAUUGCUGUGAAAAACGGCAAAGUUUUGGAAAAUGAAUGGAGAUCGGAAAUUCCCAUUCCUCGUGGUGGACCUCACAGGGCUUGCGUCGUGUACAAUGACCGUUUGUAUACUAUUGGUGGUCAAGAGGGUGAUUUCAUGGCCAAACCCGGAUCUCCAAUAUUUAAAUGCUCACGUCGCAAUGAGAUUGUAUAUGGCGACGUGUACGUGUUAGAUGAUGAUAUGAAGUGGAAAAUGCUACCCCCUAUGCCCAAGCCCGAUUCUCAUAUCGAAUUUGCUUGGGCAAUUGUAAACAGCUCCAUUGUCAUUGUUGGAGGCACCACGGAGAAGCAUCCCGUUACCAAGAAGAUGACAUUAGUUGGAGAAAUAUUCCGGUUCGACUUUGAUACACUGAAGUGGUCUGUGAUCGGGAAGCUUCCUUAUCGUGUGAAAACAACACUCGUUGGAUUUUGGGAUGGAAUGCUGUAUUUUACAUCGGGCCAACGAGAUAGAGGGCCCGACAAUCCUGCACCCAAGAAGGUGAUUGGGGAGAUGUGGAGAACGAAGCUUAUAUUAUGAGCAUUUUUUUUUUCUUUUUUUCAGUUGGUGGAUAAUAAUCUGCCAAUUUAACAAUUCAUCAGCCUAUUCUUUUUAUUUUUACAUUCUUCCAUUUUUUUCAAUUUACAGGCACACACAUCAUAUCAUUCUGUUGUAGUUUUAGGCUUUAGCAUAACAAAAUGCAUGAACCAGUGAAGUUGGAGUCGGUUUUUAACGCUGCAUGAACACACAGACAUACACAUUU